UGUAGUUCAAAAUGGCGCACCCAUCGCCGAGAGCGAGACAGCAAGAUAUGCGGCGCUGAGCAGCGACCAAUGCGAGCUCUGUAGAUGGGAGAGCGCUGACUGAGAGCCGUUUGAGUGGAGAAACAGGUCGUGCCGCUACCUGAAGCGGCGGAAGAGAGAGAGAGCCGAAAACUGAACCGACCGCAUUCUGUUGGAAUUGAGUUUCUAGCGCACGAUUUUCAGAGCGCAACAGUUUCAAUCUGAACAGCGUAGCGAGCAGUUCGUUAGCGAGAAAUAGCAAGAUUUUGAAUUGAAUAAAAGAAGAAGAAACAAGUUUUGAGCGUGAUCAAUAGACGCGUACUUAACAUUAUUAAUAUUUACUAAGAGUACUUGAGCUUAAAUAUGUUGGCGCUGCCAAACAUUGCCGAUCUGCGCAUGCACCAGCAGAUCGCCCACGAGAUUUAUCGCCAGCAAAUUAUGCAACGCCUGCCGGAUCCACUGUGCGGCUUACUGCCCAAUUUCGGCACACAUUUUGUGGCAGCAGCACCGGUGCAACCCUCGCUGCCGGGCGUGGAUGCUAAGCUGGAGAACAAUGAAUUGUGGCAGCAGUUCCAUCACAUUGGAACCGAAAUGAUCAUCACAAAGAGUGGAAGACGCAUGUUUCCCUCGAUGCGCGUUUCGUUGAGCGGACUGGAGGAGGAUGCCAGCUAUUGCGUGCUGCUGGAAAUGGUGCCCAUUGGCGACUGCCGCUACAAGUUCUCCGGCUCGCAGUGGGUGCCAGCCGGCGGUGCCGAGCCACAGAGUCCGCAGCGCAUGUUUUUGCACCCGGAUAGCCCGGCGACGGGCAAGCACUGGCAGUCUCAGGCGCUGCUCUUCAGCAAAGUAAAACUCACCAACAAUACGCUGGACAACAAUGGACAUAUUGUCUUGGCCAGCAUGCACAAGUAUCAACCCCGUUUGCAUGUCAUUCGCACCGCUGAUCUGACGCAGAUACCCUGGGCUCCACAGCAGGCCUACGUCUUUCCCGAAACGGAGUUUAUAGCUGUGACAGCCUAUCAGAAUGAUCGCAUCACGAAGCUUAAGAUCGACAACAAUCCCUUUGCCAAGGGCUUUCGUGAGUCGGGUCAAUCGCGCUGCAAGCGCAAGCUUAGCGAGUCUCCUCCUGCAACUGCUCAGGUAAGCCCAGCAGGAACAGGAGCCGCCAAUGAUAUGGAGCGCACUGUUUCGCCGUCGGCUAAACGCAUGCGUCUGACUGACGAGCUGUCGAUGCCGCACCAGCAGCCCUCUGGUCUACGAUUACCGCGCCAUUAUCUGUUGGAUACACUGGAGGCCAAUCUCUUUCUGUCAGCGCCACCGCCGGCCCUGCCAUCCAUUGAAUAUGCCAGACACAUCGCCAGCUAUCCAAGUUGGGCACGCUCGCCGCCAUCGCCCGGCUCGUCGUGCGCCUCCUCCAGCUGCGACUCAGCCGCCGAGCCAGAGACCGAUACCUUUGUGGACGUAGUGGGCACCACGACUAGCACAGCUGAGCCCGACCUGGAAUCCGAAUCGAUUAGCCGAAUCGCUGGUAUUGCCAAUGCUGCCGCAGCAGCUGCUGCCGUUUUGCCAAAGCCCAAGCGCAGAAGCUUCAGCAUCUUGGACAUAUUAGGAUCGAGCGUCUCGAUUUAGCUGCUGUGCGGGGCAGCAGUUGCUGCUCCCAUUUCAGUUGUUGCUCCUAAGUGCCUUAUACAUUUAAUUAGCGUUUAGUUGCCAGCGUCGUCUGCGGCGUAGUCAGUAAGUUAAAUUGUGAUAUUUUGCAGUUAAUUAAGAUUUCCAGGUAUU
This is a messenger RNA of Drosophila montana, 1797 nucleotides long. RefSeq names its product Dorsocross3 (gene Doc3). The record is from RefSeq and is a predicted model, not a curated record. Gene Ontology annotation, molecular function: RNA polymerase II cis-regulatory region sequence-specific DNA binding; DNA-binding transcription factor activity, RNA polymerase II-specific. Gene Ontology annotation, cellular component: nucleus. The transcript is spliced from 5 exons. The coding region runs from base 382 to 1644 and encodes 420 amino acids. Gene Ontology annotation, biological process: positive regulation of DNA-templated transcription; regulation of transcription by RNA polymerase II; heart development. NCBI's taxonomy places the organism in Eukaryota, Metazoa, Arthropoda, Insecta, Diptera, Drosophilidae.